This is a messenger RNA of Penicillium brevicompactum, 1218 nucleotides long. Its product is annotated as mitochondrial 37S ribosomal protein uS5m. Gene Ontology annotation, molecular function: RNA binding; structural constituent of ribosome. The transcript has 2 exons. Bases 1 to 1218 code for a protein of 405 amino acids. The record is from RefSeq and is a predicted model, not a curated record. Gene Ontology annotation, cellular component: ribosome. NCBI's taxonomy places the organism in Eukaryota, Fungi, Ascomycota, Eurotiomycetes, Eurotiales, Aspergillaceae. Gene Ontology annotation, biological process: translation.
AUGAACGUCACACGGCCGGCCCGAUGCCUCCUGUGCAGCUUCUCCCGUGCUGCCACGCCCGUCACUCGAGUCCCGCGUCGCCAAUUCCAUCCCACGCCUGUGUCCCUCUCGAACCGAAAACCUAAAUUCCCCAAUGUCAAGGCUACCUCUGGGGAGAACUACCAGCCCUACACCGAAGAGCAGAAGGCCGAAUUGGCCAAGCAGUACCUCGAAGCCCAGAUGGCCGCCAUCAACGCCGGUGAAUCAGCUAUCGAUCCCAAGGAUCUGGCCGAGCAGUUGAAGGAACGCAGUGAUCCUAUGAGCAUCAAAUAUCUCGAUGAUUUCUCCGUGAUUGAGCCCUCAAUUGACCGGCACCAACGCGCCCCGGUGGAGAACACGGACUACAACUUCAAGUUCAAGAACGAUGACGAUUUCGCUGAGGACUUUGGCCGCUGGAUGGAAUCAUACCCCGAAGGCAAGGAUCCCACAGGUGCUGAUUUCGUUCAGUGGGCAGACAGUUUGCGCGUCACAAAGGGCAAGGCGGAAAACGAGCUGAACCCGAACAGCUCGCUUGUUCCGGACUUCUUCGGACCCGGUGAAACCAUUGACGAGCCAAGUGCGUCAGAGCAGAAGACAGCCGCCGAGAAGGGCGAGAAGGAGCGUUCGGCCGAGGCGGAGGAAAUGACGGAUGGUCUCAAGAGCCUUCUCUUGGCCACGGGGUACACAGAGCGACAGGUCUCAAACCUCCAGACCAAGACCCUUGUCUCGCGAAGUGUCGUCAACCAGACCCGACUUGGAAAGGUCCGCCGUGCGUACCGUCUUUCCAUUGCUGGUAACGGAAACGGUCUUCUCGGUAUUGGCGAGGCCAAGUCCGACGAGGCGGCUGAUGCCAAGAUUCAAUCCCAAUACCGUGCCAUCCGCAACAUGCAGCCCAUCCCCCGUUACGAGAACCGCACCAUCUUUGGUGAUGUCAAGGGCAAGGUCGGAGCUACAUCAUUGCAGCUCAUGCACCGUCCCCCUGGAUUCGGUCUCCGCGUUCAGCACCUCAUCUACGAGAUGUGCCGCGCCGGUGGUAUCCACGACCUGUCGGCCCGGACCGGCCGCUCAAGAAACCCCAUGAACACCGUCAAGGCUGCCUACGAGGCCAUCAUGAGCCAGCGCAACCCCGAUCAGAUCGCUCACGCCCUCGGCAGAAAGCUUGUCGACGUGCGCAAGGUCUACUACGCGGGUAAGGUUUAA